Xiphophorus maculatus (southern platyfish) is the source of this 1459-nucleotide messenger RNA. It is a transcript of the gene asb13a.1, whose product is annotated as ankyrin repeat and SOCS box protein 13-like. The transcript has 6 exons. The coding region runs from base 387 to 1238 and encodes 283 amino acids. Gene Ontology annotation, molecular function: protein binding. The record is from RefSeq and is a predicted model, not a curated record. Gene Ontology annotation, biological process: protein ubiquitination; intracellular signal transduction; positive regulation of protein catabolic process. Lineage: Eukaryota; Metazoa; Chordata; Actinopteri; Cyprinodontiformes; Poeciliidae.
CGCGCUCAAGCUUAACAUCUCAUGUAACUUGACUCAGAAUCGAGUUACUUAGUUGAUAUUCUGAAACCAAAAACCCGGAGUAUUACAGAGCUGGGUAGGUCUAUUCAGAGUACCUUCUACUCAGAGCUUGUUAACCCUGCUUUCUGAAACGGGGCCCGGGGCAUAUUGUUGUUUUUAUACAGUGGACAGCAAUGGUCCUAGAAAACUACCUAGACGUAUAGGUAGUUUUCUAGGACCAUUGCUGAGUAGAGAAUUACGCUAGCACCUAGCUAGCUAGACAGUAACUACCUGCGGACUACACUUCCCACAUUCCCCUGCUGGACCGUCCUCUCCCAAAACGUUGCUGUGUGAGUUCUGGUCGGAUUGAUUUAGCCAUCCGGAUCAUCAUGGAGGUGACUGCGGCGCGUCGCUCGUUUCUUUGCGACAUUGGUUCCUGGGCAGACCGUACGGUGUUGCAUGAAGCCGCGUCCCAGGGCCGGGCCCUCCAGUUGAAGCAGCUCAUAGAGAGCGGAGCCUCUGUCAACACCGUGACCACGGAUAACAUCACACCGCUCCACGAAGCCUGCAUUCAGGCCCGUCCCAACUGCGCCCGCCUCCUGCUGGAGGCCGGAGCUCAGGUAGACAUCCGGACCAUCCAUGGCAGCACGCCUCUCUGCAACGCCUGUGCUGCUGGCAGCCUGGAGUGUGCCCGGCUGCUCUUAGAGUAUGGUGCCUCAGUGAACCCAUCGCUCACGGCUCUGACUGCAUCUCCGCUCCAUGAGGCCUGCAUCCAGGGUAAUGCUGAGGUGGUGAAGCUGAUGAUAACCAGCGGCGCCAAGCUGGAAGCCUUUGAUGUCCACUUCGGUCCUCCGCUUCACAUAGCGUGUGUUAAAGGUCAAGUGGAGUGUGUCAAGGUGCUGCUGAAAGCAGGUGCCAAUGUGAAUUCAGUGAAUUUUCAUGAGACGGCUUUGCACCACGCCGCUCGAUCCCACAUAGUGGACAUGAUCGAGCUGUUGGUGGAAUUUGGAGCCAACGUGUACGCCAGUGACAACCUCGGAAAGAAGCCAUUCGACUACACGAUGCCGGCCUCUCCCUCUUACGCCUGCCUCCAGUUUUAUGAAAGUAAUCCUCUGAACCUUCAGCAGCUCUGCAGGAUUGUGUUGAGGAGGAUGCUGAGUACCAACGCCUCAGAGGUCAUGGACCAGCUGAACAUCUCUCGACGCAUCUACGACUACCUCCAGUUCUCCGACAACUGCUGAAUCUCUCCUACCCUCUGAAAGUCUUAAAAAGAAAUUGUCUUAAAUAACUGUAUUGUGUUAUGUACAUUUAUUGGGAUUCUUGUUAAAGACGUGUGACAAAAGAAACUUAAUAUAAAUGCACCAUUUAUAUCAAUAUUUCUCUCUCUAGAAACAUUUUUAAAGACUCAAAAUUUUAAUCAAAUUUAAUCAUUGGGUGAGACAAUUAAAAAAAAUGUUCUGAA